AUGGGUUCCGCUGCUUCAAAGCCCGCCAAGUCAGCGGCUGGCGCAGCCGCACGGCGCCAAUACCCCAAGCAGUCCGCCCCUCCACCGAGGCCGCGCAAAGCUCCGAAAGAAACCAAAGCAGCGUCCGCACCUACGCCUACUCCAUCCAAGCCCAAGGCCAACCCCUCGCCUCCUCGGGCACCUGCGCCUCCAUCUCAAGGUCCAACAUAUCACUCAAAGGAGAAAGCAUCCGGCGUGAAGUCUGAGGCCAUUGAUAUGGAUGGCCGAGACCCCGACUUCGCCGCCUCCCUCCGGUCAAUAGGCCCCGUCAACCCAUCACCUACAUUCUCAAACUCAAGCACCGUCAACCGCCCCGCCUCAAUGCAAACUGUCUUUCCACAAGCCUCCAACCCGGCGCUGCUAGUUGUUACUGCUCGACAACGUCUUACGGAGGCCGCGGACAGAGAAGCUGAGCACUUCGGUCGUGCGGGUCACCCGGGGAGAUCGUUCCUGGAUGCCCUGACUAUCCAACAGGUGUUGACUAUGCGGGAUAAGCAGGGUAUGCGUCGUGGAGACAUUGAACGGUUCCUUGGGCUGAAGAAGGGGAUCCUGGACCGGUUAGGAAAGGAUGAGGUUGUGUCGCGCAUUACAUGA
Penicillium griseofulvum is the source of this 633-nucleotide messenger RNA. RefSeq lists its product as uncharacterized. NCBI's taxonomy places the organism in Eukaryota, Fungi, Ascomycota, Eurotiomycetes, Eurotiales, Aspergillaceae. The coding region runs from base 1 to 633 and encodes 210 amino acids. The transcript has 2 exons. The record is from RefSeq and is a predicted model, not a curated record.